CGAAUACUAUAACAACUUAUUCAAGAAGAGACCCGAUGAGGACCGGGAUAAACGGGAACAGGAGGGCUGCCUAUUAUCGCACAUUCCCGAGAUGUGCACGUGUUUCACAUCGAGCUUAUUCUGUGAGCACCAGAACCUAUUCACUGUGCCAUCAGAUCUCCCUCAAGACAUUACUGACCUGAUUUUGACGGCCACUGACAUCAUGUCUAUUGAGAGGAAAGCAUUUCAAAACAUGAAUCGAUUGCAAUAUCUGUACUUAAGUGGCAAUAAAAUAUCGACCAUCAGGAGCAAGACAUUCAUCAACACCACUGUUUUAGAACUAUUGUAUGAACUUUAAAAAUUUCAU
Molecule: messenger RNA, 346 nt
Organism: Oppiella nova
Lineage: Eukaryota; Metazoa; Arthropoda; Arachnida; Sarcoptiformes; Oppiidae
Source: the annotation of a GenBank genome assembly